Molecule: messenger RNA, 2349 nt
Organism: Nematolebias whitei (Rio pearlfish)
Lineage: Eukaryota; Metazoa; Chordata; Actinopteri; Cyprinodontiformes; Rivulidae
Product: CCN family member 2
Exons: 5
Coding region: 187-1227 (346 amino acids)
Biological process (GO): signal transduction; cell adhesion
Cellular component (GO): extracellular matrix; extracellular region
Molecular function (GO): integrin binding; heparin binding
Source: RefSeq, a predicted model, not a curated record
AUCAACUCCUCUACUGAAGCUAAACUCUAGCUUUCACUAAGAAAGAACUGAAAGACGGCGAGCGGAGCUGCGGAUUGACAAGAGAUCAACUUGAUCAGAAGACUUUCACAAGCUCCAACUCUGAGACGAAAGGAAGACUUUCUCCACGAAGACUUUGGAAGAAUUUAUUACCGAAAACCUGAGAAGAUGUCUGCUGGAAUGAAGAAAAUCAUCUUGCUGCCUGUGCUGUGCAUCAUGUUCUCAUACAUGGCUGUGGGUCAGGAGUGCACCGGCCAGUGUUCGUGCCCCUCCACCCCACCUCAGUGCCCCCCAGGAGUGAGCCUGGUGCUUGACGGCUGCGGCUGCUGCAGGGUGUGUGCCAAACAAAUGGGAGAGCUCUGCACCGAGAGAGACGUCUGUGAUCCACACAAAGGCCUUUCCUGUGACUUUGGUGCUCCCACCAAUAGACGCAUCGGCGUCUGCACAGCCCAAGAAGGAGCCACCUGUGUGAUCGGUGGCAUGGUAUACAAAAGCGGGGAGAUGUUCCAGAGCAGCUGCAAGUACCAGUGCACCUGUCUGGAUGGAGCUGUGGGAUGUGUCCCGCUCUGCUCCAUGAACAUCCGACUGCCCAGUCCGGACUGCCCCAUGCCAAGACGAGUCAAAGUGCCCGGGAAGUGCUGCGAGGAAUGGGUGUGUGAUUCUCCCACUACAAACACCUUUGUGGGCACUGCUCUGGCUGCAUACAGAGAGGAGGAGACGUACGGCCCAGAUCCCAAUAUGAUGAGAGAGAACUGUCUGGUUCAAACUACUGAAUGGAGUGCCUGCUCCAAAACCUGUGGCCUUGGAAUCUCCACCAGGGUGACCAAUGACAAUCGCGACUGCCGCCUGGAGAAACAAACCCGUCUGUGUAUGGUGCGACCGUGUGAGUCGCAGCUGGAGCAAAGCAUCAGGAAAGGGAAAAAGUGCAUCCGCACACCCAGAGUCUCCAAGCCCAUGAAGUUUGAGAUCUCUGGCUGCACCACUACCAAGUCCUACAGGCCAAAGUUCUGCGGAGUCUGCCUGGACGGCCGCUGCUGCACCCCCCACAGGACCACCACCCUGCCCAUGGAGUUCAAAUGCCCCGACGGGCAAGUCAUGAAGAAGCGCAUGAUGUUCAUCAAGUCCUGCGCCUGCCACUAUAACUGCCCCGGGGAGAACGACAUCUUCGAGUCGAUGUAUUACAAGAAGAUGUAUGGCGACAUGGCGUGAGCCACAGAGAGACGAUCCGAGCGUAUGACUUGAAAACACAAACAGAACUUCAUUUCAGUUCGCAGCUCAGUAUAUGUGUUUUUUAAUUUUGAAUUUUGCCAUUUUCUCAUGUGUUAAAGUAGCUCAGACACUCGUCUUCGUGUCUGGGAGUGUUGUACGGCUGGUGCAUGGCAGCCGCUUAGACUCAGACAGAGGGUUGCCCUGCAGCUCCAAAUGUUUCUGCACUAUAACUAUAUGUGUUUUAUUUUAUUGUUAUGACAUGACAAACCUACUGUUUGGUUUCCGCCCAAAUCUCUUGAAUUUUAUUAUUUUAUUUUUUUAAAUCCGACCAUUUUACUUUAUGCAUAUUUAUAUCUAAAUGCUGACCUCCUCUCUAAACGAGAUGUUUGAUUAGUCCAAGACCAGACCUGUAAACUCUGAGCAGCUGUGCUGGGAGCAAACACACCACAGCAAGCCAGUGUUUCACAGUCCAAACAGGUCUGAAUGUGUCUUUGUGUGUGAGUUGAAGCCUUAAUGUUAGUGUGGUCUAUGUGUGUGUGUGUGUGCGUGUGUGUGUGCGCUUGCAAGUGUGUGCAAGAGUGGAGGAAAGGUCAAAGCUUUGGCCCAACAUGUGGAUGAAGAACCAAGCAGCGUGCUGAGUUUAGGAGUUGCAAUGGCACUAAGAAAAGAUACAAAUAUGGUGACAUCUUUUAAAAACAAGAUUUAUAUCAAUCCAAAAUCAGAACAAGUAGACUUUUAUUUUGAAGUUGAAAUGUUUCACAUCCCACUCACUCCUUCUUUAAAUUAUGGAAAGUGAAAUAACUUCAACUUCACAUUAUGUCUAAUUGUUUGUUUUUAGUUUGCCAUGACUGAGAAUCCACACGAGCAUACAAAAAAAAAAAAAAAAAACCUUACAGACUGGAAGAAUUGUAAUUUCAUUCCUUUUUUAUUAUUUGUUAAUAUGUAAAUCGUGUAUAUAUUUGUACAGUUUAAGUUAAUUUAAAAAGUCCAUUUUGUUCUGUGCUUUAAAAUGUAAUAUUUUUUUUUCCCAACAUAAAUUUUUACUGUUUUGUUGAGAAGCGUGACGAAAAAUGUUACAUGUUUCACUGUGUAGCUGGGAAUAAAUUGUUUUAUAUUUUUGUA